Molecule: messenger RNA, 3239 nt
Organism: Mycena citricolor
Lineage: Eukaryota; Fungi; Basidiomycota; Agaricomycetes; Agaricales; Mycenaceae
Source: the annotation of a GenBank genome assembly
AUUGGGAAAAAUAUCAUUCUCCUCCGUCCAUGGGUCGUUUGCGGCAAAAAGGAAAGGCUGGCGCAGCGAAGGCAUACGUUACUCGCUCGGCGGCCAUUAAAAAGCUUCAGUGCUCUCUAGCGGAUUUCCGUCGGCUAUGCAUCCUCAAGGGUAUCUUCCCCCGGGAACCCAAAAGCAGGAAGCGGGCUAACAAGGGAUCGUCCGCCCCGACAUCCUUCUACUACGCCAAAGACAUCGCCUACCUUGCCCAUGAACCAGUAUUGAAAAAAUUGCGAGAACACAAGGCUUUCGCCAAAAAACUUUCUCGAGCACUGGGACGGGGAGAGUGGGGAGACGCGAAGACAUUGGAGGAGAACAAGCCGGUGUACAGAUUGGACCAUAUCAUCAAGGAGCGAUAUCCAACCUUCAUCGACGCCGUCCGGGACAUCGACGAUGCGCUUUGCAUGGCCUUCUUGUUUGCUUCAUUACCUUCCAAUCCUCGACUGCCUGCAUCUCUGACGGAGAACUGUGCUCGUCUCGCUGCAGAGUGGCAGCUGUACGUGAUGCACACACGAUCGCUGCGCAAAGUUUUCCUUUCCAUUAAGGGUGUGUAUUACCAGGCGGAAGUCUGUGAUCAGACCGUAACAUGGCUUGUGCCCUAUCAAUUUACCCAGACUAUCCCUUCAGAUGUGGACGUUCGUGUCAUGCUCACAUUCCUCGAGCUCUACCAAACCCUUCUCGGCUUCGACGAAACUGGAGCCGGGGUCGGUGCUUUCAAUCUGCAAAACGCGGGUCAGGUGACUGCGCCAUCGGUUUCGAAGACCAAGGUCGUCGAGGUCGAGGGCCGCAAGAUCUCGAGCAAGGAUGUCCGUCAGGCAAUCAAGAGCAUGGCUGGUGCAGAGACAGAUGAGGCGGAGGACACCAUUCCCGAUGCGAAUGAAAUGGAUGUGGAUGAAGCUGACGAGGAGUUCGUACCCCAACAAUCCACAUCGGAGCCCCAGACGACAGCCCCGUUACCGACUCUGAAGGCAUUGGAGGCUCUCCCUCAAAGCCUGACGACGUCACUCUUCUCCCCAUACUCGUUUUGGCUUUCAAGGGAAACGUCAAGGCCAAUCUUCGAAUUUCUCAUCCGUUCGUUUGGUGGCCGAAUAGGCUGGCCUUCAUCCUCUGGCAGCGGCUCUCCCUUCGACGAGUCAGACGAGUCGAUCACCCACGUCAUCAUCGACCGACCUGUGGUUGAAAGGACAAAUGAGACCGCAGAAGAGCGGGAGCGACGGCUGAGGAGAAAAUACGUCCAGCCCCAGUGGGUUGUCGAUUGCAUCAAUGCUGGGAAGAUCCUGCUCGAGGAACCCUAUUUGCAGGGCAGCACGCUGCCCCCUCACCUGAGUCCCUUUGGGGAGUACCAGGGCGCGUAUGAUCCGAGCUCUGCUGCCGCUGUCGGUGUCGAGGAGGACCUCGAGAGUGAGGUUGAAGAUGAUGCCGUCAUGGAGGAGGACGAAGAUCAGAGUGCUGAAAAGUCAGCCUUACGCGCAGCUGCCGCUGCCACGGACGACGCAGCUCUUCGUGCAGCCGAACUCGCGGCUGAGGCUGCCGGCGUCGACUACGGCGAUUUCGAGAAGGAGGUCCGCAAGUCCCGCAAGAAGACAAGUGCGCCCAAGGAGACUGGCGACGAAGCUGAGAAGGACAUGAACAAGAUGAUGAUGAGCAACAAACAAAAGAAGCUGUACGAGAAGAUGAAGUACAGUCAGAACAAGAAAACAGCUGAGCGUACAAAUCUGGAGGAAAAGAAGCGCAAGUUAGUGAAGAACGCGCGGCGGGAGGCCAAAGCAGGCUAGAUACAGUAGACUUGUCGUAUUCCUCCAUUCAUUCUCUCGCUGUGGUGGCCGUGCCUGAGACUGGAACCGGCAGCCGUCUGACGUAUCUGGACUGACGAAUGCGGUAACUUUGAUGCCACCGCUUGUCAGGCUACUGCCGUUCCUGGUCUGCCACUUCCUUGCUUGUCUACUGCAUGGGUCGUUUCUCUCUCGGGCAGGGCAACGCUCAAGAUGCUCCUCCACCGUACAAGGACGCUUCUCCCCCGCUCCUUGUCACCGAAACGACGACAACGACUCAAGUCCUGACGACGACAACUACCCAUACCACUCAUUUCUUUUCGCUCCCGCUCUGGAAGAAGCGACCAUUAGUGGCGAGCUCCUCGUCCCCAACGAAUAGGGACAGCGUGGAACGGAGACCAACGGAGGAUGGAAGGCUGCGGCGAGAGCGCUUCUCGGAGAAAGAUCUUCCUCCCACCCCUCCAGAGGAUCCAUUUGUGCCCGAUACACCGAGACCCCGCAACGACUCGGCCCAUUCAUACCGUGACGACUCACCUGUACCCUCCCUAUCCGCAAGCAUCAGUUCUAGGAAGUCCCUCGCCUCAUCGCAACCAACCGCGAUCCUUGCGCGAGCAUCAUUUGGCCUUGGUCUCCCUCAUGCGUUGCGCGACCCAUCGUCCUCGGCGUCCUCGACAACCUCCGACAUUAACACCGUCGCAUUCCUUACGCCACCUGAAAUGGACUCGCGUCGGAGGUCUAUACAGACUCCACGCCGUGCCAAAAGCUCAACUAAGCUUCGGGCGAUGUCGUCUCUAUAUGAGCCGGGGAUGGAGUUGGAGGGAUCGCACUCGGAGGGUGCAAAAGGCCGGAUUCGCGGUGUUUCACUGGGCAAUACCGCAAUUCUGAAUUCGGGCUACCCUGAUAUCAAGGGCAAAGGGAAAGAAGUGGAGGAAGCGGCCCCGUCCCCGAUGCCCAAGCCAGCGCUCGUCCGAAGAGCCUCCUUCUGGUCGCGCAAGAAGUCUACUCCUGCAGAUACCGCGCUACCGGCCCAUGUAGAGCAGCUGUACCUGCAGCCCUCGCCGCCUCCAACAUUACCUUCCGUUUCACCGCUGAGCCCGUUUACGUUUGACGAUUUACAUAUGACAUCGUCAUCUUCUCGCACUAAGCAUUCUCGCGGGCUAUCGAGAAGCCACUCCGAGCGGUCCAAUGUCAUGGCACAGCCUUCUCCGAUGACAGAAAUGGCGCAACCGAUCCUGCGCAAGCCAUCGCGCCGACCGGCUACAGCGGACCCGUCCACUCGCAGCCCAACCACCUUGUUGAACUCUACACCGUCGCAACCACCUCCACUUCCACCACAACCUGAUUCGUCGACGCUGUCUCCCGGCCCAGUCGCCGCCCGCGCUCUCAGACGAAUCCUCCGUUACUUCACAGAUUGUCGCUGAAUCUAUU